Aphanomyces astaci is the source of this 4752-nucleotide messenger RNA. RefSeq lists its product as hypothetical. Gene Ontology annotation, biological process: double-strand break repair via homologous recombination; regulation of DNA-templated transcription. The record is from RefSeq and is a predicted model, not a curated record. The coding region runs from base 36 to 4646 and encodes 1536 amino acids. The transcript has 5 exons. NCBI's taxonomy places the organism in Eukaryota, Oomycota, Saprolegniomycetes, Saprolegniales, Verrucalvaceae.
CACCAUUCCACCGCGAGAAGGACGGACGUGGCAGAAUGCUCAGACUUCGGGGCAUGCGGAACAGCCAAGAUGCGAAUCCAUCGAAGCCACCUUUGAAGAAGAAUGAAGAGAACGACGAAAAUUCUGGACAGGGUGGACGAAGAUCGACCCGACACAAGGUGAAGCGACUUCCACUCGGAACCCUUCCUGGUCCAAACGCAACGUCGAUCGACAAGAGCACACUCAAUUCCAAGAAACGACCUCUGGAAGACUACAACAAGGGACCAACAAGUCGUAAACGUCUCGACCACGACAUCUUGACCGAUGAGGAGUACCAUCCCCACGAACAUGCUUCAAAGUCGCAAGUGUCACGCCGAAACACUGUCGGUAUAGCGUAUCCAACCGUCAGGAACGAUGCUACUCCUGCCGCCAGUAUGUCGUCAAGAGAUGCGUCCAUGGCGGCUGUCCCCGGUGGUGCUCGACAUUCCCACACCACAGAGACAGACGGCAUUGUAACCCCCAUCCCACUCGCCCCACCUGCGAUGGAGUCCAUACAGGACGGUACCAUGGUGAGUUUAUUUUCAACGGGACGGGGAGCCUCUCUCCGCGUUUCCGCUGCAAAGACCAAGUCAUACGAAGCCUUGCUGUCGUCGGACGCGCUCGACACCGGCCCUGUCCAACCGGCACCCAUCGCUGCCACUCCCGCUCUGGGCGUUGAAGUCACAGGAAGCACCAACCCCCGGCCAACUGCCCUUCCUCCACCCAGUGUCAUGGUGAGUUUGUUUCAGACUGCGCGAGGCACGCAAGUGAACGUAUCAUCAGCCAAAGUUCGCGAGUACGCUGCAAAGCUACAAGAGUCGCCCGUCCGAGAAGAGGAUCAUGGUGUCCAAGCUACAGUCGACAGCACGACAGUACCUGGAACGGUUUCGCUCCUCGACAAGGCAUCCGCAUCAACAGUCGACAGUCGACAGCCUGAACGAAGCGCACAGGGUACCAUGUCACGAACCAGCCCACACGACCAAGAUUCAACCGUGAGCAUGUUUCAAUCGGCCAAACGCGGCCGGCCGCUCCACGUGUCGGCAGCGAAAGCCGCCAUGUACGCUCAAACUCUGUUUGCGACCGAAUCGAACGUACUCCAGAUCGACCCAUCAUCGUUCCGUUUGGUUUCUGCAUGUCAAUUGGAUCCAGUGACGAUCUCGGCGGACAAGGCGUACGAACGACUGUUGUGUUCACACGACAAGGAACUACAACAACUACCGGGGAUUCCACCCUUGAAGAACAAGGUAGAGGCGCUCUCAACCCCACAACUCUCGAUGAGCCAACAACAUGGACAAGACAGCGACCGCGUACCUCAUGAUGAUGAUUCCAAGCUCAGAAAUCACCGACAGGCAACGGCGCAUGCGACAGAGUUGGCCGAGUCUGUGGAUGGUCCUUUCUCUGUGGUGAGUUUGUUCACGUCGGGAAGGGGCCGACCGGUCGAGAUAUGUGUCGACAAGAUGCAAGCCUACGAGCGCCAGUUGUUUGCAGACGACGACGAUGAGCCAGCUCCCCCCACCAUCGAGGAGGUCGAGGCAUGCUCCAACACACCCAGUUCAAACAUCACGAUGGUGAGAUAUUCUUCACGUCUUGCCAACAACUUCAAGCACCACGACCAAGGCAGCAGCAUGCACACCACUCGACGAGAAGACGACCACAAGUCGCCUGCGACAGCGUUCGUCCCACAUGUGACAUCGUUGAACAGUGAUCUUAUGAACAUCCUCAUGGCAGACAAGGGCGACGUAUGCAAAGAACGUGCGGUGGCUCGUGGUUGCACGAGUCGAGCGCCGGUGGACGUCUGUGGAACCUCCAUCAACGACGACGAUACAUCGACUGACUGUGGGGAAACAGCAACCCUCGGCAACAUGCAGCGAUCGUGUACCAUCAACGGGUCGCCGCAGCAGCAUGCUCCAGAGCGAAAUCACCUGGCUCAGUGUCCCCGCGAACGUGGACAAGAUGAGGUGGAUGGCGUUCAUCCAAAUGGACAUCAAGAUGCUAGUUGUACUGGAAUCGAUGCGACCAGCUGCUUUGAAACGGCGGCCGGCCGACAAGUGAAUGUGUCCAUGGAUGAUGCCGCCUUGGAGCUACUAUCAGACCCUAUGGUCGACGACAACAUGCAAAACACCGACGUGCAUGCCCAUUUGUCCAAGUUACAGCCAGCAGUACCAGCACUACCACAACUCCACAGUGACACUCUUGCAAGUCCAAUCUCAACUCACAUGUCGUCCGUUCCUUUUGCAACCAACCACCCACGCUCUCGACUACACGAGUAUAAUGCUCGAGAACUCAAACCUUCUCGGGGGGCUUCCACUCGACGACAACCCCACCGCACAAGUGCGUUUCAAGCCCCUCGGAAGCUGGCCAAUCCCAUAGCAAAAAUCCACUCGGACCCCGGCAGAGCUCUAGCUCCUCCUCGUCGUCCAGUCGUCGUCGCGGCAUCUGCCGUGCCGUUCCCCGUGUCCAUCUCUGAGUCGUGGAAGUUCCCACAGUUGGCGAAAUGUCCCCGAGCCUUUAGCCCGUAUUCGUUCGAGUCGGCGACCACGAUCCAUGCAAUCUCGGCCGAGAAUGCUCAUACUGUGCGCUUCAAUCACGUGGGAAGGCCGGAAUUACUCCAUUGCGCAGACGGCGGCAUGACGUGGAGUGCUGGGGACUUGUACGAGUACAUGGUGGCACAGCGUCACAUGGUUCCGUCCCUGGGCGCGUCGCGUGCUUGGUUUGUCAACCAUUUCCGAUGGAUUGUGCUGAAAUGCGCGGCCAUGGAGCGGACGUUUGCCGCGCAAUUGUUUGGAAAGUACGUCACCCAAGCCCAAGUCGCGUCUCAGCUUUGUCGUCGCUUUCACCGAGAGCUCGAGAAAGCCGAGCGCUCCAUCUUGCUCAAGAUAUUCCAACGGGACGCCCAUCCUGGGAACGCCAUCGUGCUGUUCGUUGCAGCCGUGUACCCAACCCACUGGGUCCUCAGCGACGGGUGGUAUGGCAUUGCAGCCGUGCCAGAUGGCCAUUUCAAGGGGGUAAAGACCUCUCUCUGUGGCACUAAAGUGGUGGUGUGGAAUGCUUCGCUCGUCAACGACGCCGAAGGAAUCCAUCCAUUGGAGGCGCGAGUGAACCAGGUGCUGGACGAUGAUAGCCAGCCAUUGAAAACGUUUGACAAGGACAAGGACCCGUACUUGGCGCUGCAUGUCAACAGUACGCGUCGGGUGCACUGGGCCACCAAGCUCGGGAUGGAACCGCCUCGUCCAAGCUGUGGGUCGUCGGCGGCGUACUUGCUGCAAAGCCUUCCCCUCCGGUCGUUGAAACAAGAUGGAGGGUUGGUUCGAUCUAUUCGAUGCGUGGUCCUUCGCGUAUCUGAGCUGUUGGUCCUCCAGCCAAAAGAGUCGACCCAAGGCCGCCACCCUCGGGUGAUUCCAGACAAGUUUCUGCACCACAUGCUGUCGUCGUCGUCGGAUCCUCUGCUUACCAACCACACUACUGCCAGUACUACUAGUGCGCCAACGCCGUUCGUUCGACUGCGUGUCGCCUGUUCGCAUGGAGCGUGGGCCGUACGAGCUGAAAUCACCACUCAAAAAAGGCUGCGGUCGUCCAUAACCACCACGGCCAUAUUGACUCUAUGGCGACCUUCCGAAGAGAUGAUGCAAAUCGCAUGCAAUGAAGGCGCCGAGAUCUUUGUGACCAGCGUCGCCGUGUCGUGGACCCAUGACCAACUCGGACUGACCAGCUCCAAACACACCACCAUCCAGCGCAUCAAGUCUGACAAGACUGCCCAAGCGUUUGUCGGGUACGAGCCGCGAUCGGCGCUGACGGCGCUGGACAUGAGGAACAAGUGCGGCAAGGAUGUUGAUACAUGUGUGUACCUUGUGCACGUGACCAACGACUAUGCAUUCGCCACCGACCCAUCGUGGGCUAUUUUGUGUGUAAAGUUGCCGCGAUGGGGAGCCAAGGUGUGGAAGAACGGCACCCUGGUAUGCCUUCGCAACGUGUUUGUAUCGCACUAUGACGCGCACUUGGACGUACUGGACUGCGUCAUGACCGACACGGCGACCAUUUCCACGUCCCCGCCCGCCCCCUCGUCGUACUUUUGGGCCCCAUUUCUCGCCUUGAAAGAGCUUUUCAUAUGCGACAGCGCAACAUCGACUCGUGUGACAGCGCUCCGCCGUCGCAUCUGCACCACCAUUUUGAACCACGAUCCGCCGCCGUCUACUUCUUCUCCCAUCCACGUCGACGAUAACGUACCCAUCAACAAGAAAGAAGGUCAAGUUGCUCGGCCAUCAACCGACAUGGAAAGUCGCCACGUCACUGGACAUGCCAUGCACGUAUACACGCUGCCAACGCCCAUCCACGACCCAGUCCAUGGACUCCUCUCGGCCGUUUUGUACGUUGACACGGGGGCUCAAGUGCACGAGAUGUUGGUCCCAGCUCAUGUGACGACUCAAGUGACAUCGGCCGUGGCCUGCCGUCAACUGGUCCACGUCCGCGUCCAUCUCGGCGGCAUCGACGACGACAUGAUCAACAGCUGCCGCAGUUGGGAAGCUCUCGAGCCAUUCCAUACCCGUCGUGUGGUCGCGGUAAACGUCCAACGGGUGUCUCCGUCGAGUCAUAUUCAAGUGUUGUUGCAACGCUUGGGUACGAAUCCCUGAUAUUAUUAUGGUUGUGUGCGUAUAACCGUUCUAUUUAUUGUGGUAUAUUCGAUACGAAUUUCCAAACCCCGUCGAAUCGAAUCACGAAUCGACGCGAUUGGCUACU